AUGCUUGCUUCAAACAGCAUUGCAACUUCUCUCAAUCUGGGUUUUGAAGACAUGGACACCAGACGUUAUGAUGGCGAACUGCAGAUGCGUGGUAAAGAUAGACAAGAACUGAAAUUUGAUGAGGCAUAUGAGGCUUCUGUUCUAGAGGAUCUUGCAGAGGAUUUCCGACUACCUAUACAUCAUAGACCAACAGAAAAUGUAGAUUUAGAUAACGUGGAGCAAGCAUCAUUAGACAGACAACUUACAUCAUCUAACAUUGGAUUUAGGCUUCUCCAAAAGAUGGGGUGGAAAGGGAAGGGUCUAGGAAAGGAUGAACAAGGGAUUGUCGAGCCAAUAAAAUCAGGAAUAAGAGAUGCAAAGUUGGGGCUUGGAAAACAAGAAGAAGAUGAUUAUUUUACAGCAGAAGAAAAUAUCCAGCGAAGAAAGCUGGAUAUUGAAUUUGAAGAGACUGAGGAACUUGCAAGGAAGAGGGAGGUUAUAGCAGAACGGGAGCAGAAAAUUCAAAGCGAGGUGAAAGAAAUACGAAAGGUGUUUCAUUGUGAGCUUUGCAACAAGCAGUAUAAAUUGGCAAUCGAGUUUGAGGCCCAUCUAAGCUCAUAUGAUCACAACCACAGGAAGAGGUUCAAACAAAUGAAGGAAAUGCAUGGAAGCAGCAGUCGCGACGAUAGACAAAAAAGAGAACAACAGCGGCAAGAACGGGAGAUGGCAAAGUUUGCCCAGAUGGCUGAUGCACGUAAGCAACAGCAACUGCUGGAGAGUGAGGAAUCUAGGGAUAUUUCAAUGCCUGUUGCAGUAAGGAGUGCUACACUAGUUGCAGAUCAAGACCAGCGGAAAGCUUUGAAGUUUGGAUUUUCUGCCAAAAGCAGCGCAUCCAAGAGCUCUGUGGGUAAUGCUGCAAAGAAGCCAAAGGUACCAGUUGCCUCAGUUUUCGGUAAUGACAGCGAUGAGGAGUAG
This is a messenger RNA of Fraxinus pennsylvanica, 954 nucleotides long. The record is from the annotation of a GenBank genome assembly. Lineage: Eukaryota; Viridiplantae; Streptophyta; Magnoliopsida; Lamiales; Oleaceae.